CGGACCUCAGCGGACCUCCCACUAAUAGUCUUACCAGUUGAAUUCCCUUUUUAGGGUUGUCCACUUAGCACGCCGACCAGAACUUCACUUGACCUCACUCGCAAACAGCAAUGGCACUCCCAACAAAUGGGCGAGUGAUAAUCGACAUAACUGCAGGAGAAAUUGAAAUUGAACUAUGGUCAAAUGAAACACCAAGAACAUGUCAGAACUUCAUCGCACUAGAAGAGGCACGAGGGCGUGGGAUGUGGGGUUUCGGGCUGAGGCGCAGAUCCUCGUGUUCCUGGUUCAGCACCACAAGGGUGAUAUCUUCGUAGUUGUCUGCGCUCAUCUUUCACAGAAUCGUACCGGGUUUCUUAGUCCAAACCGGCGACAAAACAGGGACAGGUGGAGGAGGGGAGUCAUUCUAUGGAGCGAAACGUUGUGGUUGUCCUCUUAUCCCUCAUCCAAAUUCCGUUGAUAUCGCCUCUACAUCACGAUGGAAGGCCUAGAGGACAUCUGGAAGAGAUAUCCAGCUUUCAGGAUAGCAGACCGACCGACCUUUAUUGUCGCGGGGUGAGAAACACUGGAUAUCAA
This is a messenger RNA of Suillus fuscotomentosus, 573 nucleotides long. RefSeq lists its product as uncharacterized. The coding region runs from base 111 to 314 and encodes 67 amino acids. Gene Ontology annotation, biological process: protein peptidyl-prolyl isomerization. Gene Ontology annotation, molecular function: peptidyl-prolyl cis-trans isomerase activity. NCBI's taxonomy places the organism in Eukaryota, Fungi, Basidiomycota, Agaricomycetes, Boletales, Suillaceae. The record is from RefSeq and is a predicted model, not a curated record. The transcript is spliced from 5 exons.